Molecule: messenger RNA, 1536 nt
Organism: Acanthosepion pharaonis
Lineage: Eukaryota; Metazoa; Mollusca; Cephalopoda; Sepiida; Sepiidae
Source: the annotation of a GenBank genome assembly
AUGCCUGAAUCAAUAUUUUUGUUAAUAUCUCUUGCUAUCUUCUCUAUUACAUUCGGCCUCUUCACUUUCUCUCUGUCAGUUCCUCUUUCUUUCACACUGUUUCUAUUUUUCUCUCUCUCACUUCGUCUCUCCUCUCUCUCACUUCGUUUUCUCUAUAUCCCCUUCUCAUUUCUCUCUCUCUCUCUCUUUCUCUCUCCUCGGGAUUUAUAUUUAUUUCACUCCCUUUAUCUUGCCUUUUUUUCUUCAUAUUUCUUGAUCUUCUUUCUUUCUUUCUUUCUUUCUUUCUUUCCUCCUAUUUUCAUCCCCACCCUGUUUAAAAGACCAUCAUAUUUUUUUUCAAUGUUUCUCUCUCUUUUUGAUGUUUUAUCAUUUUCUUUUUCGAUUUCUCCUCACCAAUUUUACUCUCUUUCUUUCUUUUUCUUUCCCCCUCCCCUUUUCUUCCUGGGCAUAAAGGAAACACUACAUCCGGCAGCAAAGCUUCUAAUCAGGGGUGAGCUUUUGAUAUGCCCUAAAACAAACAAACCAACUAACCCCGCUUUCUCUUUCCGGAUUUCUCCCCUCCCCCCUCCUCUCUCUCUCUCUCUCUCUCUCUCUCUCUUUCUCUUCCUUAAUUUUUCUUUCUUUCACUAUCUUUUUCUUUUGCACUUUUCUCUGUUUUCUUUCAUAACUUUUCCUGGUCUUUUUUUAGACAGACAGAUGUGCGCACAUUCUCUUUACUGUCUUCGGAAAAAAUUGGAAACAAUAUAUUUCUCUCUCUCUCUCUCUUUCUUUCUCUCUUUCUCUCUCUCUCUCUUUCUUUCUCUCUUUCUCUCUCUCUCUCUCUCUCUCUUUCACGUCUGUCUAUCUUUGACUAUGUUCACAAUAUCAUAUCUAUCUAUCUAUCUAUCUAUCUAUAUCUAUCUAAAUUUGUUCAUAUCCGUCUAUCUUAGCUUGUUCAUAUCUAUCUAUCUAUCUAUCUAUCUAUCUAUCUAUCUAUCUAUCUAUCUCAGCCUGUUCAUAUCCGUCUAUCUUAGCUUGUCCAUAUCUAUCUAUCUAUCUAUCUAUCUAUCUAUCUCAGCCUGUUCAUAUCCGUCUAUCUUAGCUUGUUCAUAUCUAUCUAUCUAUCUAUCUAUCUAUCUAUCUAUCUAUCUAUCUAUCUAUCUCAGCCUCCUGUUUAUAUCCGUCUAUCUUACCUUUUGUUCAUAUCUAUCUAUCUAUCUAUCUAUCUAUCUAUCUAUCUAUCUAUCUAUCUCAGCCUGUUCAUAUCCGUCUAUCUUAGCUUGUCCAUAUCUAUCUAUCUAUCUAUCUAUCUAUCUAUCUAUCUAUCUAUCUAUCUAUCUAUCUAUCUAUCUCAGCCUGUUCAUAUCCGUCUAUCUUAGCUUGUCCAUAUCUAUCUAUCUAUCUAUCUAUCUAUGUCUUCACAUCUAUCUAUCUAUCUAUCUAUCUAUCUAUCUAUCUAUCAAACCUAUAUUUCACUCUCAUUUCUUCUCUCUUUUCUUUCUCUCUGACUAUAGAAGUCUUUCAUGUCCAUGUAUAUAUCUAUCUUUGACUAUGUAA